UCAUAAAAUGGAAAAGGAGAAACCCGCGUGGAGACCCGACCCGUUUCAUGGGAAGCCACCACCGUCGGAAACACCGUGGGACCCCAUGGAGUUCUUGUCUCGUUCAUGGAGUGCCUCUUCUCUUGAAGUCUCCAAGGCUCUUUCCCCUGCUCCUGCACCUGCACCUGCACCUGCACCUUCCAAUAACAACAACAACACUAGUUAUAACACUAACAAUUCUAAUGCCUCCAUAAUACUUGAAGACAUAGCUGCUGAAGUGGACGACUCUGCCACAGUUUCUGGCAACCCCUUUUCCUUUGCUUCCUCUGAAACCUCUCAGAUGGUCAUGGACCGCAUCAUGUCACACUCGCAGGAGGUAUCACCUCGCACAUCGGGGAGACUGUCUCACAGCAGUGGCCCUCUUAAUGGCUCCCUAACAGAUAGCCCUCCAGUUUCCCCUUCUGAAAUUGACGAUUUCAAGUAUAACCGCUCCAACAACAACCACAACACCAUGAUCACCGGCAUGAGUAGUCAAAUCUGGGCCGUCACUGCCGGAGGCGCCGCUGCCGGAGGCGGUGGCAAGACGGUUGGGAGGUGGCUGAAGGACAGGAAGGAGAAGAAGAAGGAGGAAACCAGGGCCCACAAUGCUCAGCUCCAUGCAGCUGUUUCGGUUGCCGGUGUCGCAGCCGCAGUUGCCGCCAUCGCCGCUGCCACGGCUGCCUCGUCGGGCUCCCGCAAGGACGAGCAGAUGGCAAAGACGGACAUGGCAGUGGCAUCGGCGGCGACGCUGGUGGCUGCUCAGUGUGUUGAGGCUGCCGAGGCCAUGGGGGCUGAGCGCGACCACCUGGCCUCGGUGGUUAGCUCCGCCGUGAAUGUGAGGUCCGCCGGUGACAUCACGACCCUGACGGCGGCGGCAGCCACUGCUUUACGUGGCGCUGCCACGUUGAAAGCGAGGGUUCUUAAGGAGGUUUGGAAUAUUGCAGCUGUGAUUCCAGUGGAGAAGAAUUUAGGUGGUGGUGCGAAUGGUAGCAACGGUAGUUCUAACAGUAGCUUCAGUGGGGAACUUGUGCCUGAAGAAAAUUUCUUGGGUAUCUGUAGUAGAGAAUUGCUAGCAAGAGGUUGUGAGCUUCUCAAGCGCACACGCACUGGUGAACUCCAUUGGAAAAUUGUUUCUGUUUAUAUAAACAGGAUGAACCAGGUUAUGGUGAAGAUGAAGAGCAGGCACGUUGCCGGGACCAUCACAAAAAAGAAAAAGAAUGUGGUGCUUGGAGUGAUCAAAGACAUGCCCGCUUGGCCUGGUCGCCACUUGCUAGAAGGUGGUGAGAACCGUCGCUAUUUUGGGUUGAAAACAGUGAUGCGUGGUGUUGUUGAAUUUGAGUGUAGAAAUCAGAGAGAGUAUGAUGUGUGGACUCAAGGUGUGUCAAGGCUUCUCUCUAUUGCUGCUGAAAGGAACAACAAAAACCGAAUAUGUAGCAUUUGAUUGUGAUGGAGAAGAAAUUUUGGGAGAAGGGAAUAGGAUCCAUAGUAGGUCUUUUGAUGCAUGGUGGGGUUUUGAUCCAAAUGUAAAAAGGGUAAAUUGAAGCUCUAGAUGUGCCAUAUGGGGGGUUUCUUACUUUUCUUUAGUCUUGGGGAACAUAUUUUGAUGUAUUUUUUGAAGGGAAAAGUAAAGUCAUUUGAACCAAAGUGAAAAUCAUGUGAACCUAGGUGUUCUCUUGCUGAUAUGGAAAGAAAAGGGGCAUCUUGGACCGGGGUAGUCAAAAGGGAAAAAAAGAGACACAUUUGAGUGAAGUGUAAUAUUGAAGAUAAAGACACAGGCUGAUUUAUGUUUUUGUUUAUAGGUGUUGGUUUUGAUUGGCUUUCCCAGAUUGGAUCCCGAGAAUAGUUUUAAGGUUUAUGAGAUAGAGCCAUCAUUGUUU
Messenger RNA from Abrus precatorius (Indian licorice), 1895 nucleotides. RefSeq names its product VAN3-binding protein-like. Bases 8 to 1459 code for a protein of 483 amino acids. The record is from RefSeq and is a predicted model, not a curated record. The transcript is spliced from 7 exons. NCBI's taxonomy places the organism in Eukaryota, Viridiplantae, Streptophyta, Magnoliopsida, Fabales, Fabaceae. Gene Ontology annotation, biological process: leaf vascular tissue pattern formation; auxin-activated signaling pathway; phloem or xylem histogenesis.